This is a messenger RNA of Hyaloperonospora brassicae, 1635 nucleotides long. NCBI's taxonomy places the organism in Eukaryota, Oomycota, Peronosporomycetes, Peronosporales, Peronosporaceae. The record is from the annotation of a GenBank genome assembly.
AUGCUCGAGUCGCUCUUGCGCGCGCGCGUGCUGUACGGUGCCGUGGCCAUGUCCGUGAGUGUGCUGGUGUUCUCGUUCUUGCAGGAGCGCGAGCAGAUCAAAGACAAGAAGACCGAGUCGGCCGAGCGGUCCGUGAGCGCCAAGCGCUUCUUUGACGCGAUUGAGCACAUGUCGCACUUGUCGACCGCCCAACGCGUGGAAAUCCAACGCUUUUGGCGCAAUUUGAGUACGAAAAAGCACCCUAAGGAUUGUUGCACGCAUCGACGAGGCAAGUGCCGCUCGAGGGCAUCACUGGACACAAAACGGGACGACAGGCGGGAUGAGGACGACCAAGUGAUUGUCAUGAAGGAUGUGCAAGACUUUGCGCUGGAGUACACGCGCGUGUUUCCCGACACUUUUCCCGAAAAACAAGUCCUCGAAGCUGCAGAGAAAGCGGCGGAGGCAGCUGAGCACGGCGGCACGGCUUGGAGCGGCCUUGUCGACAGCACGAGCACGAUGAUCGUGUCCACGGGCAAACGGUUGAACCACAUUGCAAAAGACACGAAGGACGAAGUCCAGCUAGCCAUGCAUCGUACAGUGCGGAAAGUGCUGGAAAGUGCACUGGAUAUUGUUGCAGGAAAGUUGCAACAGACGCUGAAAGAUCCAGAUAUGCCAGAGUAUCUCAAGACGAACAUUGAUAUUGGCAUUCAGCAGUUUAUGCCGGACGUCAAGAUGGAGAUCUUUCGCAAAACACGCGAAUUGUUUGGUCAAGGUGUACAGGCGAAUCAAGUGGAGACAAGUGGUUUGAACAACCGAGGCGAGGGGGCUUUGCAGCGAGGGCAAGGAGACGCGUGUGAAUUUGUUGCUGCAAGCCACAGGUUCCACUUCUUCCGAUGCCUUCGCGCGCACAUUCUGCAUCACCUGUUCCCGCAUGAUAAGACUAUCUGGCGAUCGCUUAGGGAUCCAUGGUGGAUUGCAUACACUAGUGUGGGUCUUCUUCCUGUGGUUGGCCAGUUGUGGUGGAUCUUCCUGUUCGUCAUAAAGGACAAAACGAACGAACACCAGUUGUGCGAGUUCAUUGUGGGGUUCAAGGCCGCGCACUUUAUCACGCUGGGCAUCAUGCAUAUGACAUUUGGCGUCUUUAUGUACGUGACGUGUACCGUGCAAGGCUCUAUGCUGAGCUGCCAAAACGGAGGCGGGCCUGCGCUAAGUGAAGGAACAGCGUGCUUUUUCGCGCUGCAGAUUCUGCUCGUCUGGGCGGCAUUUCUUCGGUUACCUUACACGGAGCGUCCAAAAGAGACGACGCCGUAUCAGACAAAGUCAAUGGAGCUGCGGGAACGUAGUGUACUACGCGAUGCAUUUGGUAACGAAGUGCACUUGAAUCGUGGUGGCUACCUGAUGAAGUUCUGCGGCUACGAGACAGUAUCCUUCAUCGUGGUGAUGGCCCUAGCGGGUCUUGUGCUCUGCUUACCGUUCGAAUCAUGGCAGCGUCGAGCACUGUUCUACUGGAUUCGCACCGCGUACGGACUCUUCUCGUUCCCUUUUCUGAUCUUCAAGAUCCCCGUGCUGGCAAAAGUGUUGAUGCACACUCGACAAAUGGGCUACAACGAGCUGGGCGAAACGGUGCAGUUUGUCGUCAAGAAGCGGGUGGAGUGA